Molecule: messenger RNA, 2222 nt
Organism: Cololabis saira (Pacific saury)
Lineage: Eukaryota; Metazoa; Chordata; Actinopteri; Beloniformes; Belonidae
Gene: anxa13
Product: annexin A13
Exons: 11
Coding region: 104-1054 (316 amino acids)
Cellular component (GO): cytoplasm
Molecular function (GO): calcium-dependent phospholipid binding; calcium ion binding
Source: RefSeq, a predicted model, not a curated record
UGCGGGGUGACGUCACACUGCGCCUGCACGUCCUCCGUCUGGGCCGCUGUUUGACCACCGACGGAAAAACUCCUUUAUCCCCCGACAAAUCUCACCGCCGACCAUGGGUAACUGUCAGCCUACGAUUUAUCCCUACGAGGACUUCGAUGCGGUGGCAGACAUCAAGGCCAUCCGUAAAGCCUGCAAAGGGUUUGGAACCGACGAGAAGGCCAUCAUUGAGAUCCUGGCAAACCGCAGCGCAGAUCAGCGUCAGGAAAUCAAGCAGGCCUAUUUUGACAAGUAUGAUGAUGAACUAGUGGAUAAGUUGAAGAGUGAGCUUUCUGGGACCUUUGAGAAGGCCAUCCUGGCGAUGCUGGACGCUCCCAUCGUCUACGCCGUGAAGGAGCUCAGGAAGGCCAUGAAAGGAGCGGGCACCGACGAGGACGUGCUGGUGGAGCUCCUCUGCACCGCCACCAACCACGACAUUCUCCUGUUUAAAGAAUAUUACUUCCAGGUGCAUGAACGUGAUCUGGAAGCAGAUAUCGAGGGAGAUACGAGCGGGGACGUUAGAAACCUUCUCACUGCUCUUCUGCAGGGGACUCGAGAUGAAAGUUACGAAGUGGACGACGAGCUCGCUGAACAGGAUGCUACCGCGCUGUUCGAGGCUGGCGAGGCUUGCUUUGGGACGGAUGAAAACACCUUCACCUACAUUCUGGCCUCCAGAAACUACCUGCAGCUGCAGACCACCUUCAAGGAAUAUGAGAAGGUUUCUGGGACUGAAAUCCUGGAUGCCAUCGAAAACGAGACUUCUGGGACCCUGAAAAGGUGUUACAAAGCUCUUGUGAGAGUUGCUAAGAACCCCCAGCUGUAUUUUGCCAGACGACUGCACGAAGCAAUGAAAGGAGCAGGCACUGACGAGGACACCCUGAUACGCAUCAUUGUGUGUCGCUCUGAGUACGACUUGGAGACCAUCAAGGACAUGUAUCUGGAGAAAUACGACGUGUCUCUGAAAGACGCGCUGCGGGACGAAUGCAGCGGCGACUUUAAACGUCUCCUCCUGGCGAUCUGCCACUGAAAACACGUCCGCUAACAAAAUAACUGUUCUCAGUCUCUGUUUGACGUUCUGUGGGAUCAGGAGGGUGCUGAAGUGAUGGAAUUAUUUACUCAUAAGUCUCGUAAGUGUGUGAACUCUGUCAACUACAGCCCUCUUUUACAGUCAGGUUUUUAGCGGCAAUUCCUGCCGUCUUUACCAGCGUUUCUAAGAUGCUGAUGGAUGUUACUGUCACUACAAAAAGCACCAAUAUUUCUGUGUUUCCUACGUAAAUAAGAGUCAGCUGAAGUCACACUGAUGUCAUAACAACUAGGGUGUGAUCAGACCUUAACAGUUUGAUAGGAUAACUAAAUUCUGAUCAUAAGCCAAGUUUUAACCUCAGUAUGUGCCCCUGCUGAAUUUGAUAAGUUACAUUUUUCCUCGUAAAUUAAUUUUAAAAGAAAAGAAUAUUGAUUUAGGGGAAAUAAUUCUUUAUCAUCUUCGUCACCCUUCAUGAUCCAGAAGCGAACACUUUUGUUACGACUAAUGCAAUCACUCCAUAUGGCUUGAAGUUUUUACUUUUAAAAUGAUGAAAAGUGAAAGUUUGUAUUGAAGGACUACGUGUGGGUAUUAUGAAGGAAAUGUGAUGUGAAAGAUCUUUCUGGAUUGUUUUCACAGCUGAUCCACAAAACAGUUUAUAUCCGUCAUCAGUUGCUUGCUGAGAGAAACUAUAUUGAUUUAGAAUAUGUUAGAAUUUACAGUAUUUGUCCUGUUAAACCAGAAUAACUUGAUAAAUCUAAGUACCUUCUUAUAAACGUAUUUUAUAUGUUAUGAUUAACAAAGAAUGGAAUUAAUAUAUAGUAUCAUGUAGUUACUACUACUACUACUUAUCGUCAUUUAGACGCUUUUAUCCAAAGCGAGUUACAUCAUAGUUGACUGUUUUAGUUCAGAGGUUAUAUGUGAAAAGAAACGUGAAUAUGUAUCUUAUUUCAGCUGAGAAUGUAACAUCUGGACGAUGAUGUCUUUGUCAUUUUUGUGUCCGUUUACGGCAGCUUAGAUUUGUAAUUAUGAACGACCAGUAUUUUCGAGCUAAGUGGACACUCAGCUGCAGCAGCAGAAAGUCACAACUGGACGUUAGUUGUUCACCUCUCUGUAGCCAAAGAAUCCUAAUCCAAACACUAAUAAAGUUCAGUUUAACGUCCUGAUUUCAUGA